Molecule: messenger RNA, 2705 nt
Organism: Pectinophora gossypiella (pink bollworm)
Lineage: Eukaryota; Metazoa; Arthropoda; Insecta; Lepidoptera; Gelechiidae
Exons: 13
Coding region: 16-2571 (851 amino acids)
Cellular component (GO): extracellular region
Source: RefSeq, a predicted model, not a curated record
AAGAAGAUUAGCACAAUGUCAAAAGUGUUACUUAUAUCUAUAUUCGUGUCAUGUUAUUUGUCGGAGAUCCACUCUCAGCUAAACAUCGUACAUCAGUGGCGUGAACUGGAGUAUGUCUUCCCCAACCAGGAAGCGAAGCAGACCGCUUUAGACAAUGGAUUCUAUCAACCAGGCCCCAUUAACAAUCUGCCUUUAGAUGUUGAUGUGCAUUAUACUAGCAAUACUGAAAAACGUAUUUUUAUUACAAUACCACGAUUCGGACCUGGUCGUCCUAUUACUUUCGGUGUUCUGGACUCCCAGGGUCGGGUACAUGCUUACCCAAACUACACCUGGCAUGAAAACCAGGGAAAUAAUUGUGAUGGACUGUCCUCUGUCUUCAGGGUCACUAUCGAUAGUUGCAACCGGCUGUGGGUCCUGGACGCCGGUAGGGUUGUCAACUCCUUCAAUUGCAAGCCUAAGCUGGUGGCUUUUGACCUGAACACAGAUCAAGUCGUCUUCACUCACCACUUUAGCGAGUCCAGCUACGUUUUCAAUUCUCUUUACAUUACACCUGUGGUGGAUAUACGAAAUGCGAAUUGCACUGGAACAUUCGUGUACGCUGCCGACGUAAAAGGCCACAGUUUGGGCGUGGUUGACGUUGACAAUAACCUCUCCUGGCGCAUCACACAUCGCCUCUUCUAUCCGUCUCCCUCGGCGGGCACUUUUAUUAUUGAUGGAGACAGAUUUGAUUUGAUGGACGGAGUGUUUGGUCUGGCGCUGACGCCUUUAGCAAAUGGCGAUAGGAAACUAUACUUCCACGCACUUUCUUCUGUCACCGAGAACGUAGUGGCUACGAGUAUUAUACGUCACAGGAAAUUUAUAGAAAAUUCGGAAGCUGACGCGGAUGCGAUAGUCCAACUAGGUCCUGGCAGACGUUUAAGCCAGUCAGCAGCUGAAGCUAUGGACAGCAGAGGCAUCUUGUACUACGGCAUUAUGAAUCCCCCUAGCAUUUGGUGCUGGAACUCCAACACCAGCUUCUCUCGAGAGAACUUCCACUACCUUGCUGUAAACCUUGUUACUUUACAGUUUGCCAGUGGUGUCAAAAUUGUCGUCAAUAAGAAGGGUCAGGAAGAACUAUGGGUGACGACAUGUAGCAUCCAAAGGGCGAUGGUAGGGACCAUGAACGCUGAUAAAAUCAACUUCAGGGUCCAAACUGCAGUUCUUAAUGAACUCUUAAUUGGUUCUCCUUGCCUUUUGACUUAUAAAGGAAUUAUCCUACCUAAAGCAAAAAUAGGAAGACUGGUUAAAUUCAUGUGCAGCUGUAGUAAGGCAACAAAAAUGGCAAAAUUCAUAUUUUUGUCAUUAUGCGUAUUCUUCUGCUGUCUCGCUGAGGGGGCUUCUAACCUAAACAUAUACCAGCAAUGGAGUAAAUUGGAGUUCGUGUUCCCCACCGCCCAGGACAAGCAGAAAGCCUUAACUAAUGGGUGGUACGUGGAAGAUGAUAUAGUGAAUCCUAUUGAUGUCGACGUGCAUUAUAAUUCAACCGGCGGUAGGACAGUCUUUAUCACGGUUCCACGAUUUGACACCGGUCGCCCCAUUACCCUGGGCACUGUGGACUCUCAGGGCCGCAUCAAUGCCUACCCUAACUACGCCUGGCACGACAACCAAGGUUCAAACUGUGAUGGGUUCACUUCUGUCUGGCGAACUGCUAUCGAUAAAUGCCAUCGUCUCUGGGCCAUUGACGCAGGCAAGAUCGGUGACAACUGGGUGUGUCCCCCUAAACUGGUGGCUUUCAACCUGACCACUAACGAACUGAUCUUUACGCACCAGUUUAAUGGAUCCAGUUACAUUACUGAUUCACUGUAUAUCACCCCCGCAGUGGACGUGAGAAAUGCCGACUGUUCCAACACUUUCGUGUAUUUGGCUGACGUCACCGCUCGCAGUCUGGGCGUAGUAGAUGUAGACAAGAACGUCUCCUGGCGCAUCACACACCGUCUCUUCCACCCAUAUCCUUCUGCAGGAACUUUCGUUAUUGAUGGAGACAGUUUCGACUUGAUGGAUGGAGUUCUUGGCUUAGCCUUAUCGCCUGUAAAGAAUAAUGAUCGCAAUCUGUACUUCCAUGCACUUGCAUCAGUCAACGAAAAUGUAGUAAAAACAAGUGUCAUACGAAACAGUGCAUUUUUGGAAAAUUCCGAAGCCGAUCCAAAUUCUAUCAACGUAUUGCCUGGUCGCCGUUCAAACCAGUCAGCAGCUGAAGCGAUGGACAGCAAAGGCAUUUUAUACUACGGUUUGAUGAGCCCGCCCAGUCUUUGGUGCUGGAACUCCAACACUGUAUUCUCACAGGAGAACUUCUGGCCCAUUGGCAUAGACCAGGAAACCUUACAGUUUGCUAGUGGCGUCAAAGUCAUCGUCAAUAGCGAUGGUGACGAAGAACUGUGGGUGAUGACGUCGAGCUUCCAAAGGGUGAUGACUGGUACUAUGAGCGCCAAUGAAACCAACUUCCGUAUUCAUUACGGAUCUCUAUCGAAGAUUCUGAAGUUGUCACCUUGUCGUUCUACAAUUAAUAAUCCGAUAAAGAUUAUCACUUGUUAGAAAAUAAUAUGAUUUAUACUAUAUUUCUUCCAACCAGGUCCCUUGGUUUCAACCAUAGUAAGAUACUUACAUAUUGUAAUAUACCCUUAUUAUACCAGCGUUGUUGUGAAAUAAAUGAUAUAGAAUCAAUUUAA